AUGGAUAACACAGAUUUAAAAAUUUUAAUUGAUGAUUUAGUAUUUAAUCAAAAUUUUCUUGAUUAUUAUGAUUUAAAAGCAUAUCUCCAAAAAUAUAAUAAAAAUAUAACGGGUGAUGAUAUGGAUUAUUAUUAUUCGUAUUAUAAAAAUGAAAUUUUGAAAUAUCAUGAUAAAAUAAUUUCUAAAAUUAAAGACAAAAUUAAAAAUAAUGAAUAUACAAAGGGAAAAACUAAAUCACAGCUUAAACAGUUGAAAGAUUUCAAAAAUAAAGUAUUAACAGAAGAAGAUAUUGAUGAAUUAUAUAAAUUAUAUAAUCCCGAGCCGCAAAAGCCAAAGGAACAAAAACAAAUGGUACAAAACGCCCAGGUCCUUCAGACCAUAAAUGAUGCACAAGCUUUAAUUUAUGAUUCAUUAGUUAAACCAUAUUCAGCCCGACUUUUAAAUGAAGAUCAACUUUUGGAAUUCAUCCUUCAACAUAAACUCGAAGCGGGAAAGUAUAUCAAACCUUUAUAUACAGCAUAUUUAAAACAAAUGAAUAGAAUACAUCCAGAAUUAAUGAAAGGAGGAAUGAAAUCCAAAAUCAAAGCAGAUAAAAUUAAACCACUUACAACACCAAAACCUCCAACAGUAGUACCUCCUCCUUCAGUUAAUCCUUCAUCAUUCACUUUAUUAUAUCCAUUUCAAACAUUAAAGAAGCAAAAAGAUUUUAAAAAGGAUUUCAAGAUAUUAAAUAAACCAAUUGACCCAAAAAUUCAACCGUUAAAGGAAAAAUUUAGUCGCCCUUCAUUUGCACUAUAUCCAUAUUCAUACGAAAUCGAUCAUCUGG
Messenger RNA from Trichomonas vaginalis G3, 826 nucleotides. RefSeq lists its product as uncharacterized. The transcript has a single exon. The annotation marks the transcript as partial. The record is from RefSeq and is a predicted model, not a curated record. NCBI's taxonomy places the organism in Eukaryota, Parabasalia, Trichomonadida, Trichomonadidae.